UGAUUUUCCAGCGCGACAAUUUUGAAGCUCCUUAAAGCGAACACGCCCCCACACAGCUGGUGCGAAAGCAGGUCCAGGUUCCCAUGUCGUCUUUUUCGGCACUUUUCCGACGAGAAAUGAUGACCAAUGUGGUUUUCCGUGCAUGGCAGGCGGUCAGGCCGCAUGUUCCGCUCAUCAAGUUCCGCAAUGGCAGUGCUCCUGUUGAUAACGUGAGAGUGGUUGCAGCCGCUGCUGCUUCUGCACCGUCCUCUUCUGGAAAAGCUAGCUUCAAGCCUGUCCAGAAGGGUCCCAUCAUCGAAGACUGGCAGCUGCCCUACCGCUACAGAAGACAACAGCUGAGCCAGCAAGAAGUAGACUUCAUUAAUCGCGGUGGACCCGAAUAACUGCGAUGAAUCUGAGAAUAGAAGAACAUUUUACCUAAGGAGAAAGCUGCUUGAUCAUCAUCCUCCUUCCGGGUCAUCAUGUAGUCCUCUUCAGUACUAAUGCAAUAAUUUAAGUAUGUUUGCAAUGUGUAAAUAAUAAUCGGUAUUUCAAACUAUGGAAA
Cloeon dipterum is the source of this 544-nucleotide messenger RNA. Its product is annotated as alpha-ketoglutarate dehydrogenase component 4. The transcript has 4 exons. Bases 84 to 383 code for a protein of 99 amino acids. NCBI's taxonomy places the organism in Eukaryota, Metazoa, Arthropoda, Insecta, Ephemeroptera, Baetidae. The record is from RefSeq and is a predicted model, not a curated record. Gene Ontology annotation, biological process: 2-oxoglutarate metabolic process. Gene Ontology annotation, molecular function: oxoglutarate dehydrogenase (succinyl-transferring) activity.